AUGGCGCACUAUGAGCUACAACGAGCCUUGUGUCAACUGUCAUCAGCAUCACCACAAUCUUUUUCAACUGUGGUGGUCGAGAUACGCGACACAAGCACCGGCCAAAUCCUUGGAACCUUUGCUACCCAAUGUCUUAUUUCUAGCGUUUCAUGGUCUCAUGACAGUCAAUAUCUUGCAAUAGGAGACUCGGAACACUCCACGGUUCAGAUUUGGGAUACAUCAAUCAUCAUUUCUAAUGGACUCCAUGCGAAGCCUGAAGAUAACCUUAUUCCUAGUUCAGUGCAAUUCGUAUCCGAGGGCUCAUUAGCAUUGGCCAAAUCUUCUACGGGAUUUGGCCUAUGGCAUCCUGUUGAUGGGUCUAUCCGACAUAUGCCAAAUCCUAUCAAGCAGGCAAAAUUCUCACCUGAUCGGAAGUUUGUGCUGGUGGAGUUGGCUGGAGGAUAUUCGCAGCCCAGUGGCAAGUUCCAAUUGUUGGACAAAUCUAUGAAUGUCAAAUGGACGUUCGAUGAUAUGGCUGAUGUCGUAGUCAUUACCGACUACAGCCGGAUAGCAUCUUUAUCUCGCCUUGGCGAAAUUGCUGUGUUCGAUUACAACAACGCUAGCCCCUUAUGCCUAGUAACGGAGUUAACAGUUGAAGGAACGUCUAAGUUCUUGCUAUCGCCAAAUGGCCAGAUGGCAUUCCUAUCUCGCCCCUCCUCUCCUGUUAUGGAGCUGUGGAAUAUUGAACAAGGGGAAAGGAAAGGGAUUUCGUACCACGAGUUCGAUGAGGUUGCCAAAUUUUCUCCCAACAGCGAAUAUGUUAGUAUCAUCUCAAGUGAAUCGGAGUUUGCUCAUUCUAAAACCAUAGAGCUGUAUCAUGUGCCAACGACAAGGAUCAUUCGCAAGGCAUUGGAUAUUUAUUGGAAUGGAUUGCAGUUCCAACCUGCAGGAAAUGUUGUUGCGCUUUUUUUACGUCACGGGAUUGUUCAAUUACGCGACCUACAGACCUGGAAAAAAACGCUCGAGUUCCAAAUAUCUGGUUCCGUCGGGAGCAUAGAAAGUCUCGUUUUAUCCAGUACAGGCAAACUUGCAGUCAUGACAUCCGAAUGGCAAAGCCUCAGCACAAUUCACGUGUGGGACACAUCGACUGGAAUGAAGCUAGGCCAAUGCAGUAUUGACUACGCUGGACCUUGGUAUCCCAUUUCAUUCUCUUACAAUUUGAAGUAUCUCGAAACUCCGAAAGGACGUCUUCCAUUACCAACUGUAAAUAACAACAGCGGAGGAGAGUUGAAAUCAGAUCUUCCCAGAUGCUUUUAUGUUGGCAAAGAAUGGGUUAUGCAAGGAUUUGAUCGUCUGCUAUGGCUUCCUGCAGCGUAUCAGGUAACAAAUUCCAGACAUCAAACUUUUGACUUGAGGAAUGGGACACUUGCAAUUGGACACAGGGGAAAUACUGUCAAAUUUAUCAAAUUUGCCCUUGACGAGUCUCCCAUAGCUAAGAAGUACAGUUCUCAUUCAAAUUAG
Messenger RNA from Fusarium graminearum PH-1, 1500 nucleotides. RefSeq lists its product as uncharacterized. NCBI's taxonomy places the organism in Eukaryota, Fungi, Ascomycota, Sordariomycetes, Hypocreales, Nectriaceae. Gene Ontology annotation, molecular function: protein binding. The record is from RefSeq and is a predicted model, not a curated record. The coding region runs from base 1 to 1500 and encodes 499 amino acids. The transcript has a single exon.